This is a messenger RNA of Cyphellophora europaea CBS 101466, 1143 nucleotides long. RefSeq lists its product as uncharacterized. The coding region runs from base 1 to 1143 and encodes 380 amino acids. The record is from RefSeq and is a predicted model, not a curated record. Lineage: Eukaryota; Fungi; Ascomycota; Eurotiomycetes; Chaetothyriales; Cyphellophoraceae. The transcript is spliced from 4 exons.
AUGGCCACUCCAGCAGACCUUCCACCACUUCCUUCCAAUCCAGAUGAGAACGCUGGACCUCAUAUCCUCGGAGCAACACUGUCGACAACAUGCCUUGCCUUUGUGACGGUGUUGGCCCGGUUCUACGUCCGGGGUUUCGUGGUGAAAAACAUGGGCUUUGAUGACUAUUUCAUGGCCCUGGCUAUGUCGGUCAGUAUCGCUACGACCACCGUGAUCGCUCUCUCAGUGAAGUAUGGAGCGGGCCAGCAUAUUGGUGAUGUCGAACCAGACAUAUUUAUAAAGGGGAUGAAGCUGAACUUCAUCAGUCAGCCGCUGCUUCAGGCGGGUGUCUGUAUCGUAAAGCUCUCAGUUGGAUGCGCGUUACUGAGAAUUGCGACAAAGAAAAGGUGGAGGUUUCCCAUCAUUGGCAUCAUGAUCUUUAUGGUCUGCUAUACCAUCGGCACAAUGACAACUCUCUUCACCCAAUGCGAGCAAGUCGCCAUGCAAUGGGACGGUUCGAUUCCGCGCAAAUGCUGGGACCAGGAGACACUGCAGGGUCUGGCUUUUACCCACGCUGCACUCAACAUCGCAACAGACUUUGUGUUUGCCGUGGUGAUUCCAGUUCCCAUCUUGUGGGGACUCCAAAUGAACAAAAGAACAAAGGGCGCCGUCAUGCUCAUGUUGUCGCUGGGUCUUUUCGUUUGCCUGGCUGGCAUCCUGCGGAUUCCUACCAUCGAGAACUACGGCAAGACCGGCGACUUCCUCUGGGACAGCAGAGAUCUCUGUAUCUGGUUCGUCGCGGAGUUCAACACGGGCAUCAUCGCCGGAAGCUUCCCUUCGCUCAAGCCACUUUUCAAGACCAUCCUCGACAACACGUAUUUUAAGGGGCUGACCGCGAAAUAUGGCUACGGCAACAACACCGGUCCGACUGGCAGCAAACAUCGCUCCUUCUCCUCAAAGGGGUUCAACAAUUUGCGCGCCACGGAACGAUUGGACUCUCAUGAUCAAGUCGAUGACUCGGACGGCUCCCUGAGUCAGCGUGGCCUUGUCCUCGAGAACAAACCUAUUGCGCUUGGGGUGAUUCAGAAGAACGUCACUACAACCGUGACGCAAACGGACGUGCCGAUCACGCCAAAGGGUGCGAGGAGACAUGAAUGGGCAUAG